Molecule: messenger RNA, 2556 nt
Organism: Calliphora vicina (urban bluebottle blowfly)
Lineage: Eukaryota; Metazoa; Arthropoda; Insecta; Diptera; Calliphoridae
Exons: 5
Coding region: 1-2556 (851 amino acids)
Molecular function (GO): nucleic acid binding
Source: RefSeq, a predicted model, not a curated record
AUGUUACAUCGCGAAAUAUCCACUUCUGAAAGUUCGGUAAAUGAUGCUUCGGCUCAGGCCUCUAAUACUGCUAGUGUCACGCCGUCUACGACAGCCUUGAAUUCGACACAACUUCCGAGCUCGAGCAGUAACAAUUCAGGAACAGCUAUGGUAAAUGUUAUUCUUCAAGGUGUGACAUACCCAGCUCGAGCACUUAUUGAUCCGGCUUCAGAGUCUUCGUUUGUCUCUGAACAUUUUCAAUGUCGCUUGAAACUGUCUACACAUUCGACGAAUGUUAAGGUUUCAGAGGAAACUCCUAAAAAGAAAAUAUUGACACCAUUUGACAAAAUUUGUGAGGAGAAUUACAGGAGAACUACGCGCCGCGACUCCAAUGGCCGUUAUGUAGUGACGCUACCCUUUAAGACGGAAUUCCCUCAAUCGAUCGGUUUAGGCUCCUCUAAACGGAAUGUUACGGCACAGUUUUUGAGAACUGAGUCUUGUCUUUUACGAAAACCGGAGGUCAAAGCUUUAUAUGAUGAGGUUGUUCAGGAGUAUCUUACUCUAAACCAUAUGAAACCAGUGUUGGAUGAGGCUACUCCUCCUUUUCUGUCGUGUUAUCUUCCUCAUCAUCCGGUGAUUAAGCCCGAUUGGAAGACAACUAAAUUGAGAGUAGUAUUUAACGCUUCCAAUCGCACUUCUAAUGACGCUUCUGAAAAAGCAUAUGCUGGUGUGAUUUAUAUUCGUGUAGAGACAUUAGGGCAAGUUCACACUCAUUUACUUUCAUGCAAGACUAAAGUUGCUACGAUUAAAUCAAUUAACUUACCUCGACUGGAGCUUUGUGGAGCGGUUUUAGCUUCGGAACUAUUGAAGACAGUAGUUGGUGAGAUUGAUAUUCCUAUAAAAAAGAUAUAUUGCUGGACAGAUUCUACGAUUGUCCUUUGUUGGCUAAGAAAAACUCCAAGUAAUUGGACUACGUUCUUGGCUAACAGAGUUUGUCGAAUUCAGGAGAAUAUAGGAAAACACAAUUGGUAUCAUAUAAGAUCGGAGGAAAAUCCGGAGGAUUUAGGUAGUCGUGGUGUUUCCCCUUCUGUUCUGGCACAAAGUGAUCUUUGGUGGCAUAGACCUAAAUGGUUGCGAAUGCACAAAUCGUCUUGGGAUAUUAAGGAACUCUCCCUAUUAGAGACCGAUAUGGAAGUUCGCACUGUUAGGACUCAUGCAUCAUUCUUCGUGAAUUACGAGGAUGUGCUUGAUAGAUUUUUAUCUCUAGAUCGAGCUCUUCGCGUUAUAGCAUAUAUGUUUCGGUUUCUCAAUAGAACUCACCCAGCACGAAGAGAUAGUUGUUAUUGUUCUACUACUACAAUAUCGAGUGUUGAGAUAGGACAGGUGAAAUUGCGUCUGGCUAUUUUAGCGCAGAAGGUCCAUUUCCCAAGAGAAUAUCAAGCCCUAAAUUUAGGAAGACCUAUCUCAUCUAAAAGCCCCCUUCUGCCGCUUAAUCCUCGUUUAGACAAGGAUAAUGUUAUGAGGUUAAAUGGUCGCUUGGAAAAGUCUCCGUCAUUGUCCUAUACGGAAAAAUAUCCGAUUAUUUUGCCAUAUUUGUGCCGCUUUACUAGAUUGUUGAUAGAAUUUGUACAUUUGAUAACAAUUCAUGGGGGUAAUCAGCUGAUGUUAAGAACUAUUCGUAUAGAAUAUUGGGUUCCCCGACUUAAAGUUAUAGUUUGCACUGUAAUUAAUCGCUGUAAGCGUUGUUUAUUGGACAGAAAACGUUCGUGUAGUCAGAUAAUGGCAGCAUUACCAUCAGAGCGAACUACUUUGGAUAGACCGUUUACCAACACCGGUGUUGAUUUUACAGGACCGUUUGAUAUGCGGAAUUUCAUUGGUAGAUCUUGUCAGAUAUCGAAGGCCUAUGUGUCUUCUCGAGAGAUCGAAAAGGAUUUUCUAACUUUUCUCAAAGAAAGUCAAGUACGCAUGAGCUCUGUGUUUGGAAUUCGAGGACUAUCGUGGCGCUUUAUACCAGCUGGUGCUCCUCAUAUGGGUGGCUUAUGGGAAGCUGCCGUGAAAAUUUUUAAACGACAUUUUCGUAAGGAAGCACAGAUGGUUAAAUAUACAUUUGAAGAGCUGUCUACCAUACUUGCACGAAUCGAGGCUUGUUUAAAUUCUCGUCCACUUUGUCCCCUAUCCGACAACCCAAGUGAGCCAGUUGCUCUUACGCCAGGACAUUUUCUGAUAGGUUCUCCUAUAAUUGCUCUGCCGGAACCAUCUAUUUAUGAAUCUCCAAUAGGUUUAGUCAAUAGAUAUCGUAAAGUUAAAGCUUUUACUCACGAAUUCUGUCGACGAUGGAAAGAAGAGUACUUAUCCAAUUUACACAAAAGAUAUAAAUGGAAAUCACCAGAGCGCGAUAUUUCAAUUGAUGAUUUGGUGGCAAUACGCAAUGAACAGAUGUCCCCGCCUUCUUGGAAGUUGGGACGUGUCGUUAGAACUUACCCAGGUAGUGAUAGUCAUGUUCGUGUCGCGGAUAUACGCACAGAAAACGGGGUUAUUAAACGACCAAUCACUAAACUAGUCGUUUUGACUAGUUAA